Scylla paramamosain (green mud crab) is the source of this 2131-nucleotide messenger RNA. RefSeq lists its product as uncharacterized. The coding region runs from base 329 to 1561 and encodes 410 amino acids. Gene Ontology annotation, cellular component: nucleus. The record is from RefSeq and is a predicted model, not a curated record. NCBI's taxonomy places the organism in Eukaryota, Metazoa, Arthropoda, Malacostraca, Decapoda, Portunidae. The transcript has 4 exons. Gene Ontology annotation, biological process: regulation of exit from mitosis.
ACUUGUUUAUUAUAUUUUGAUAUCAUGGAAAUAACUUUAGCCUACUAAUUUCCAGAUACUGACUGUUUAUUUCUCGACAGUGACGCUUUUUCAAAUUGUGAUAUACGCAAUCAAGGGAUCAAAAGUGAAAUUGAUGAAAUUAAUGAAUCUAAAUCUAAACUGACAACCUCUACAACAAAAUAGCAGAAUCACUCCCAUUACUACCUGUAUCAUCAAAAUCAAAAUCAAGAUCGGGAGCCGUAGCAAAGACAAUCCCACCACAAGAAUCAUCGUCAUCAUCAGGUGAAUGUGCCUUUAAACCAAGAGAACAUACCUGCAGAGCUGAGCCAUGAAACGGCUCGUGCCUCCCGCCGCAGCGGAGAGCCGGGGGGCGAGGUGCAGGGAACCCGUGGCCGUCACCGUCACCUCGGAUACUGCCCUGGGUGUGGGGGCGUGUGCUGGGGUGGUGGAGGCGCUGGUCAAGCACAUCCUGUACCAGCGCUGCCAGAUCCCCGUGCCCUUCGAUGCCCUGGAGAGAGAGGCCAGGCUACAGCGGUCACGCAGCCAGGCAUAUCUCAGGGACGCCGCGCUGCCACCACACGCCCGCCAGAACAAGAUUUCCAGAAAGGAAGAAAUUAUGAAACAUAAAUUACAAAGGAAGAGACUGCAGUGGUUGUGUAAAGUAGACAAAUUUCUGCAAAAUUUUAACUCCUUGAAAGAGAGUUUACACAAUGAACUUAAAAGUGGCAGCGUCCAAGGGGUCAACAUAAUACUCGGAAGCUCAGUGAUGACGGGUCGGGAGAGCUACCUCAUCAGGCUGCCUGAAGGCUACUCCAGUCAGUCCAGCACACAGCCUGCCAAGGCCCACAACACAGGCUUGAAACUCUUCAGGAAUCUAGUUACAAACGAGGCCUUGCUGAAGGUAAUGAAUCAGCCAUGUGGUGUCCAGAGGAUAUGGGUCAUGGUGCAGAAGUCUCCUGGCCCAGAGAACACCACAGACCACCCCAUGCCCCUGGGGGGUGACACAACAGCUGCCAACCUAAUUCCCCGCCCUGAGUAUUCUGAAAACCGCCGAGCCACAAAGGUAGAAAUCGAUAUCCAGCAUACAGGUGUCAGUGCUGCCAUGGACCUCACCCCCACUGUCGGCUCUGGCAUCACCUUGCAUAACCUUGGGAUAAAGAGGUCCCUGUAUAUCAGUUCUCCAAGUAUGUUCCAUUCCUACUCUUCCAACAGGAAUCAAGACAUGUUGCCUUGCACUUAUCUGGGAAAGUUGGAGUCUGGUAAUGGAGCAAGUGAUUCAGACAGACACAAAAUGCUCCCUCCAAGUCUCAUCAGAAAUUCAGAUUCCACUUACAACAGACCCAUUUUAGAAACUCCUGUGAAGAUGUUCAAAGGAGAUGUCAUUCCUGUGGUUGAGACUCCCGUGCAUUCUUCAUUCCACAAGGUUGAAUCCUUCACACCGAGCAAGCAGUUAGCAAAUCAGCUUGGGACUUUUAACCUCUCAGAUGGCAUGCUGGACACAGCCUGGUACCAAAUUGACUGCCUCAUCUCUGGGUUCAGAGACAUGUGCACCAGGUCUUAGUGUAGGAUGUUUUAGGCUCAAGAGUCUCAGUCUUGAUCUGCAUAAUGUAAUCUGCAUAAUGUGUACAGACUGGUGCUAAGUUACAGUUGUUCCUCAUUGACUUUGUUGUUAAAUGUUAUAAUAAUGUGCAUAAGGAUGGCUGUGUGGAAUAUAUUUACAUGUGCUGCAUGUUUUAGGGUGUGUGUGUGUGUAAGAUUUUUAAUAUAUAUCCAGUCUCGCCAUUUAGUAAAAUAAGAAAUCAUUCAUUGCAGUACAAAGCAAAUAGGCUGUUAUAAGAACUGAAGUAAGUUUAUCAUACCUUCCCUCUUUUCAUGAGUUGUUCUGUAAUUCUGCAAUGUUAAAGUUAUUGACUCAUGCAGGGCCCAGCAGCAUUAUACUUUAAUCUGCUGUAUAAUCAAACAGUUACUGUGAACUUUGUUAUGAAAAUCACUUAAGGCAACACACAAAAAAAAUAGGAACAAUGCCAUUUUUUAAUGCUUGAGAAAAAAAAGACGUAUGUUUACCACAAACAUUUAUAUAUUGUAAAAACUCUGUUACUGUUUUAUUUUACAUUAAAGGAUUUUAUACAAG